GAUGUGUAAUGAGUGGGACGGUACAUAAUGAAACAUCUGCUGAAAUGUCAUGCAGUGAGUAAAUAAUAGCGGCUAUAAAAACGGUUAAAUUAUGUGUGCAUUUUUCGUGGCCCCAGACUCGAUUCAAAUCGCUGCAUACCUUGAAUUGUUUCAUUGUGACGCAUCGCCAGCAACAUGACUUUAGCUAUUGCUCUGAUCAUCUUCAGUUGCUCGGCUUUACUUCCGAACGCUGCCGCCAUUUUCUGGGGAGACUGGGGCCUGUUUGAAUGCUGUCCCGACAACACGCCCGCAAUCGGCUUCAAAUUAAAAACUGAAAGGCCCCAGGGAAGGGGAGACGACACAGCCCUAAAUGGCAUUUCGCUCAAAUGUCGAUCGGAUUCGUGGGUAUCGUCCAGCGUAGGACCCUGGGGCAAUUACGGUAACGAAUUCAUUUGCCCGGCAAAUACGUUCCUGACGUCGUGCCAACUGCGUGUGGAAGGCCGUCAAGGACGAGGAGAUGAUACAGCGGCCAACAAUUUGAACUGCAAAUGCAGCAACGGUCAAAUAUUGUACGGCGAUGGUACUCAUUGGGGCGGCUGGAUGGCCUGGUCUGACGAGUGUCCUACAGGCAUCUGUGGUUUGAAAACUCGCGUGGAAGGCCGUCAAGGCAAUGGCGACGACACAGCUCUCAACGAUGUUUUAUUUAGAUGUUGCUAGAUAAUAUACAUUUCUGAUAAAUUCGAUUCUUCUACGCUGGGUGGGGGCUUUUAUUUACGCAAUUAUUUGUUUGAGGCUUAAAUGCAUUUAUUGGAGACAAAAUGUCAUGGAUUAUUUGUUUUUGUUUUUUAAUUGGUUGAUCAAAUAAUUUGCAUUUGGCAUGGAAGAUCAUGUGGACAAACCGUUCAAGAGGCAGCAGUAUAUAUGUUUGAAAACAACCUUGAGUAUCAUAAGAAGGAUCGUGAUUAAACGAAUAAAGGUUGAUUAUUGAUA
Molecule: messenger RNA, 969 nt
Organism: Daphnia magna
Lineage: Eukaryota; Metazoa; Arthropoda; Branchiopoda; Diplostraca; Daphniidae
Product: vitelline membrane outer layer protein 1 homolog
Exons: 3
Coding region: 175-696 (173 amino acids)
Source: RefSeq, a predicted model, not a curated record